This is a messenger RNA of Knipowitschia caucasica, 6492 nucleotides long. NCBI's taxonomy places the organism in Eukaryota, Metazoa, Chordata, Actinopteri, Gobiiformes, Gobiidae. The record is from the annotation of a GenBank genome assembly.
AUGGGAGCUCACUGUGGGGCUGGACCCCCAGUGCUAACCCUCCUGGUCCUCUCUGUAGCCUUGUCCAUCAGCGUCACAACUGGAUCAGAUCCGUCUCAGUCGUACCCAACAUUCACUCACCCAAACACUGUGUUCGAGCAUUUUGCUCUGCACCCGGACCCUCAUGUCGGGCGGGUGUAUGUGGGGGCCCGGAACCAUCUUUUCCAACUUAACAAAAACUUCCAAAUAGAUGUCCAAGCCGACACCGGCCCAGUGACUGACAGCCAAGAGUGCCUGCCUCCUGUGACAGAGAUCACUUGUCCUCAGGCCAGGAGCACGAAUAACCACAACAAGCUGCUGCUCGUUGACCCGUACUCUGAGAACCUCAUCACCUGUGGGAGUGUCAAUCAGGGAAUAUGUCAGAAACGUAGCCUGGAUUCAGUGGAUCAAAUCUUUUUCUCCACCGAACGGCCAGUAGAUACUCAGUACGUGGCCGCCAACCAUCCCAAUGUCAGCACUGUAGGAGUCGUUGUCCGGGCUUACCCUGAGCGCCAGCCUGUUUUGUUUGUGGGACGGGGUUACACCAGCAGCCACCCUCCCAUUUCCACCCGAAACCUUGCUCAAGGAUCUAUUUUUUCUUAUGAAGACACAGCUAAACUGGCUGUGGCUGGACGCCUGUCGGAGUACGAUCACCAUUUUGUGGCUACUUUUGCGCACCAACAUCAUGUAUACUUUUUGUUCUACAGGCGAGAUUUGAAGUCUCAGUCCAGAGAAUAUCGGACAUAUGUGUCUCGAGUUUGCCUGGAUGACCAGUCGUAUUACUCCUAUGUAGAAGUGCCUUUAACGUGUCGCUCCAGAGCAGGAAAGGUGUACAGCCUGUUGCAGGCGGUGCAGCUGGGCCGCUCAGGGGUGGGCGGUCUGGACGUUCUGCUGGGGGUCUUCUCUACUCAGUCCACUUCAUCACCUCGGCCAAGCGAGGACUCUGCCCUUUGUAUGUUUAACCUACACGAUAUAGAUGUGAGGAUCAACUCCACCAGAGACCUGUGCUACACUCAGAUGGGCCGAGAAGCAGGAGUGGAGGCGGCUUACAUAGAGUAUGAAGUCAAAUCCAUCUGUGCCAACCUACCCACGAACACCCUGGAGGCGUACCCAUGUGGUUCGGACCACACCCCAAGUCCCAUGGCCAGUAAGAUCCCUGUGGAGGCGGAGACCAUCCUGGACAGCCCCUCAGCCAGACUCACUGCUGUGGCCGUCAGUGUGAGGGCAGGACAUGUCAUCACCUUCCUGGGAGACUCCAAAGGAAAUCUGCAUAAGGUGUUUUUGGGUCCAAAUGGUGAAGUGGAGGAAUACUCAGUCAUCUCCAUCCAACAGAACACGGCCAUCAGCGCAGACCUCAUUCUGGACCAGGCCGAGCAGCACCUCUUCAUCAUGACCCAGGACAUGCUGCAGAAGAGGCCGGUGGCAGAGUGCUGGAGGCAUGAGGACUGUCACUCCUGUGUGCUGGCCCAUGACCCGUACUGCGGCUGGUGCAUCCUGCAGGGAAGGUGCAUGUUGCAAUCGGAGUGCGCUCGUGGACAGAAGCCUGGACAGUGGCUUUGGAGUUUUGACAUGGAGCAGCAAUGUCUGUCCAUUCAAGAGCUCAGCCCGGCUAAUGUCAGCAAGGACGAGAGUCACACAAUAUCCCUCUUUGUGCCUGGUCUCCCAGUGUUGGAGCAUGGAGAGUCCUACACCUGUUUUUUCCAGAACAGUGAAAGUCCUGCUGCUGUCAGCUCCACAGGCGUCUCCUGUCGCUCCCCACACCCCAGCAGAGUGCCUGCGGUGGCUCCAGGACAAGAUUUUGUCAAAGUGGUGUUGUCGCUGCGUUUUGGGAAUGUGACUGUGACAGAGAGGGACUUUUCAAUCUUCGACUGUGAAGCAGUGAAGCAGCUCUCCGGGAGCAUGCCCUGUCGGGGGUGUGUCCUGAGCCGCUGGGGCUGUAACUGGUGCGUCCAUCAGCACAUGUGCACUCACAAACCUGCCUGCGAAGACGGAGUCAUCAUUUACAAUCAGCAUUUCAAACUCCCCACAUCUCCUCCUCCCACUUCCAAAGCCCUGGAGAUCAUCACCACAGACGUGACGCCCACAACCGCCACAACUAAAAAGGCGAUUUCAGAACAGACAUUAGUUACUAUCCACGAUGUUACUGCACCACCCACGCUCGACUCAAAUGGUGUUUUUCUACCCACGGCCUUCUUUGUUGCCGAAACUACAGAGGAUGUGGCGCCUUUAGAGUUCCAAACGAGCGUCCUUCCUCCUCCUCCUCCUCCUCUUCCAACUGAAAUCCCUGAAGUGCCGGAGACGCCAAAAGAACAGGAUGAACCAGGCGACCAAAUAAAGCAGCUUGAAAAUGACAAUGCAACAUUUUCUGCUGGGACAGUCUUGUCAGGAGACGGUGAGAUGGAGAAUACCCCACCACCACCCUCCCCUCUGCUCCAGGACUCGGUCUCUGAGCCGGACUAUCAGUAUGAUCCAGACGAGGGCUAUCUCCCUGGAGACGAGGGGUCUUACGUGAGCUGGGGGGCUUCUGCAUGUCCUUGUGUGGAGAAGAUCCAGGGCUCCUCCCUGCUGCCUGUCAGAGUCAAGCGGAAGAUCACACUUCUGGCCCACAACCUGCACCUGUAUCAGGACUCUGAGCUGGACUACCAGUGUGUGUUGGUGAUCGAGGGUCAGACUGUGGUGGUAGACGCCUAUGUGGAGAUGGACGACAUCAACCCAUCAAACUUUGACAUCACCUGCCAGCUGCACGAGUACGAAUACUCAGCCCAGUUGGAGGAGUAUAAUGCCAUGGUUUAUGUGAAAAGGCGGGACACGUUUCAUGUGGACAGCACUGCAGAUAUAUACGUGACGCUGUACAAUUGCUCGGUGGGGCGCUUGGACUGCAGCCGCUGCCACACUGCGGAUCAGAAGUACGGCUGUGUGUGGUGUGGGGGCGCUCAGGCCAGCUGUGUGUACUCUGACACCUGCAGCCAACAUGGAGUGAAGACGUGUCCCGCACCGGUCAUUCACUCAAUUGAACCACUGUCUGGACUGUUGGAGGGAGGAACCAUGGUCACCAUAACUGGCUCUAAUCUGGGACAGAAGCCAGAAGACAUUCUCCACUCCGUGUUGGUGGCUGGGGUUCCCUGCACUGUCAUCCCGAGUCUCUAUGAGGUCUCUUCCAGGAUUGUAUGUAAAACCAGGGCCAGUGGAGGAGAAACUACAGGCCAUGUGUCUGUGACUGUGAGCGGAGGGGAGUUUGGCCGCUCCAUCCAAAUCUUCAGUUAUCAGGACCCAUUUGUUAUGGGUGUAUCACCUGUAAGAGGCCCUAAGGCUGGUGGAACUAUUCUAAACAUUACUGGACUAAACUUGCUCACAGGGCGUCCUGCAGAUCUCACCAUCACAAUAGGAAAAGUGCUCUGUGACAUAGUGUCAGAGGUGCACAUGUCCAGUCUUCUGUGUGAGACAGGCCCCAGUAAAGAGAUUGGAGAACAUCGGCUCUCUCUGCAUUAUGGCCACAGUCUGCGCCACCUUCACUCCACAAACUACCUCUACACCCCCAAUCCCAACAUUACCCACUCCUCACCAGCAAACAGCUUCAUGGGUGGCGGGCGGCUGAUCUAUGUGUAUGGCUACAACCUUGAUGUGGUUCAGUGGCCGCGCAUGGUGGUCACCAUCUCUCUGUUGGAGCCUCCUAUUCUCUCGACUAAAGCUAAGAGCAGAAGGAGGAGAAGUGGGCGGAAAGGCACGAGUGAGCCUGACUUCAAACAGUUUGUGGGUCCCUGUGAGGUAAACUCCUCCUCUCUCAUCCUGUGCCAUUCUCCUGUGGUAGACUCCCCUGUGCAGGGGGCAGAGGUCAGAGUGGAGUUUCACUUGGAUAACCUCAGUUUUGACUUUAGCACUUUGAACAACCAGCCGUUUAGGUAUGAACCCAAUCCCAUUCUGCAGCCCCUUAACCAGCAAGACCGACUGAAGGUCUACCGCUACAAUCCUGGCAGCUUUAUUCAACUGGAGGGGGAAAACCUUGACCUAGCCAUGACAAAAGAUGAGGUGUUGGUGGAGAUGGGAGAUGGAGUGUGUGCAGUGAAGACUUUGACCAAGAACCAUCUGUACUGCGAGCCUCCUCCUCAGCAGCCUGCUCCUGCUGCCAACGGGAACAAACGAGAGGGGUCUGACAGCCUGCCUGAGUUCAUUGUUCGGAUGGGAAACCUAAACUUCUCCCUUGGCAAAGUGCAGUACGACAACCCCAGCCUAGCCACGUUUCCACUAGAGGCCCAGAUCGGAGUAGGAGUGGGAGCUUCAAUUGUAGCCCUAAUUGUCCUCAUUAUUGUCCUCAUCUACAGGAGAAAAAGUAAGCAGGCCCUGAGGGAUUACAAGAAAGUCCAGAUUCAACUGGAGAACCUGGAGACAAGUGUGAGAGACCGCUGCAAGAAGGAGUUCACAGACUUGAUGACAGAAAUGAUGGACAUGUCCAGUGAUUUGGUGGGUUCGGGGAUCCCCUUCCUCGACUACCGCAGAUAUGCAGAGCGCAUUUUCUUCCCUGGCCACCGGGAGUCCCCACUGCGACGGGACUUGGAUGUCCAGGAGUGUCGAAGGCAGACUGUGGAGCAGGGUCUGGUGCAGCUGUCCAAUUUGCUCAACAGCAAGCUCUUCCUCACAAAGUUUAUUCAUACUCUGGAAAGCCAGCGCACAUUCUCGCCCAGGGAUCGAGCUUAUGUGGCAUCUCUACUGACGGUGUCCCUUCACGGCAAGCUGGAGUACUUCACCGACAUCCUGAAGACCCUCCUGAAUGACCUGGUGGACCAGUAUGUGGCCAAAAACCCCAAACUGAUGCUUCGAAGGACCGAGACUGUCGUGGAAAAGCUGCUCACCAACUGGAUGUCAAUCUGCUUAUACACUUUCCUGAGGGAUUCAGCAGGAGAACCAUUGUACAUGUUGUUCCGGGCCAUAAAACACCAAGUGGACAAAGGACCAGUGGACGCGGUGACAGGGAAGGCCAAAUAUACGCUGAAUGACAACCGGUUGCUAAGAGAAGACGUGGAGUACAAAACCCUGACGCUGAAUGUGGAGGUUCAGGGGAGCGGGCUCACGGACAGUCAGCCUCUCACCUCCAAAGUGCUGGACUGCGACACCAUCACUCAAGUCAAAGAGAAGAUCCUGGACCAGGUCUUUAAGGGCACGUCCUUCUCACACCGGCCACAUGCAGACUCUCUGGACUUGGAGUGGCGGUCCGGGGUGGCGGGACACCUGAUCCUGUCAGACGAGGACUUGACGUCAGUGGUACAAGGCAACUGGAAACGCCUCAACACUUUGCAGCAUUAUAAGGUCCCAGAUGGUGCAACCGUCGCACUCAUUCCCCGCCACACCAAACACAUUCACCAUGACAACCACGAAUACGUAGCUGGAGAAAAAACUCCUAUGCUGGAGGACGCAGAUGAAGGUGGUGUGAGAUUAUGGCACCUGGUUAAAGCCAGCGAGGAGCCGGAGCUGCCAAAGCACCGCAGAGGCAGCAUGAGGGAGAGGGAGCGGGCCAAAGCCAUCCCAGAGAUCUACCUCACCAGGCUGCUGUCCAUGAAGGGAACCUUGCAAAAGUUUGUGGACGAUCUCUUCAUGGUGAUUCUUAGCACCAGUCGCCCGGUUCCCCUGGCUGUCAAGUAUUUUUUUGACCUAUUGGAUGACCAGGCAGGGCAGCAUGGCAUUACAGACCCAGAGACGAUCCACAUCUGGAAGACCAACAGUCUGCCGCUCCGUUUCUGGAUCAAUAUUGUAAAAAACCCUCAGUUCAUAUUUGACGUUCAAGCUUCAGACCACGUGGAUGCUGUGCUCUCGGUCAUUGCUCAGACAUUCAUGGAUUCUUGUACAAUAGCUGAGCACAAACUGGGAAGGGACUCUCCUAUUAACAAACUGCUGUAUGCCAGAGACAUCCCGCGUUACAAGCAGAUGGUUGAAAGGUACUAUGCUGAUAUCAGGCAGACAAUCUCAGCCAGUGACCAGGAGAUGAACUCUGCUCUUGCGGAAUUAUCAAGGAACUACUCCGGAGAGCUCAACUAUCUGGUGGCGCUGCAUGAACUCUACAAGUACAUCAAUAAAUACUACGACCAGAUCAUCACGGCACUAGAGGAGGACCCCACAGCCCAAAAGAUGCAGCUGGGAUACCGACUGCAGCAGAUUGCUGCAGCAGUGGAAAACAAAGGACGCGAGCGCGAGCCCGGUGAGGAGGGGGAUGGGCGCUUCUGCAAACGGAUCUACUGGACAGACUUAAUGGAUGACCUUUACUUUGCGAGGAUAUUGAAUUUAACUUUACGCCAAUGCGUGGACACACUGAGAAGUUUGUUUGUGAUCCAGACAGAGGCAGCCACUUUUAACGGCAGACAUACGGGAGACUCCGAGGCCUUAUUUUGGAAUGUAUCUUUAGGUCCCAAUGCCGGUGGGCCGUGGCGUGCGGCUCAGUGGCACCCACCCUUGGCGUGCUCUGUGGCUGUAGCUGGAACCCUGUGA